Molecule: messenger RNA, 6879 nt
Organism: Gamsiella multidivaricata
Lineage: Eukaryota; Fungi; Mortierellomycota; Mortierellomycetes; Mortierellales; Mortierellaceae
Product: Ion transport protein-domain-containing protein
Exons: 18
Coding region: 1-6879 (2292 amino acids)
Biological process (GO): calcium ion import across plasma membrane
Cellular component (GO): voltage-gated calcium channel complex; membrane
Molecular function (GO): calcium ion binding; high voltage-gated calcium channel activity
Source: RefSeq, a predicted model, not a curated record
AUGAACCAUGAAAACAGGACCGCAGAUAGCCCCCAGGACCAGGACAGGGAUACUUCCGUACCCUCGUUGCACAUAGACCCCAUUGCGCUGCAGCCAACCCCAUAUUCUGAGCCGUCCUCACCUUCCCCGUCAUCCUCAUCCCUCCCACGCCGAAGCCGCCUCUUUCUCCAGACUCCGGGUGUUCAUCAAUUGGACUUGAAUCGCCUUAAUGGGCCACCUAACAACAGCCUUCAGCCAUCUUCCGCUUCCACCACUUCCUCAUCCUCCUUCAAUUCGGCUGCACCCAGUCAACAGCACCCGGCCGCCUUCUCCCCCACUAGCCACAUUUCUAUCCACAGUUCAGAAUCCGAUCUCGAUGCUGGCUAUCACCCUGAAAGAUCCAGCGGUAAUGAGGUUGCCCUCCGCAGGCGGAGGCAUACCUCCUUCAACCUGGAUGACCAGCCUUUCGCCCCUGCCCCUAGGUCCCACUCUGGAGCGUCUAAGAGCUCAACAUCCUCCACACGAGAGCGGAUACCAAUUGCUCCAGAGUCACCAGCUCUGUCUUCAGUUGGUUCCAAGAGGUCCUCAGUCGUCCACAAUCGUUCGUCAAUUGCAGGACUACCAGGCGCUGAACAUUCCGGAGGCUGGAUGAGUGGGCUGUCUGAAGUGAUGGCCAAUGUAUCCUCAAGGGUAGUUAAUACGAGAGCUCAGGAACAGCCGCAGAAUCGCUCCUUGAGUUUUACGCAGGGAGAGGCUAGCGAAAGCGAACUAAACGAGCAGCAACGAUCAGGUCAUCGUAACUCUUUUCAUCAAGACACAUCAGUCGUGCCAGAUGUCCCUCCAUGGGUUGCGCCAGCUGGAAAUACCGCUGUAUCUGACCAUGGCUCCUCGAGAAAUUUGAGACGAUCGGGAUCAAAACGAAGUUCAGGGAGCCACGCAGGCGGAACAAACUUGGGUGUCAGGACAUCUCAACAAGGAAACCGUGGACCCCUACAAAGCACGGACAACUCGCGCUCGGGUACAGGAUCGCAUCUGGGAAAGCCCAACUCAGCACACCCAGAGAAGGCGUAUCAGGAGGAUGAGGAGUCACUGUUCACGCCAGGUGGAUUUACACAUCGUGGAUCAGUCAAGAUGCGACUCGAAGGUCGCUCACUCAUGCUGUUCUCUCCGCAAAAUCCGCUUCGACUAUGGCUUGCGUCGAUUCUUAUGUCAAAAUAUACGGACCCAUUUAUUCUUGUAGUUAUUCUCACACAAUGGGUGUUUUUUGUCAUUACGCCCAUGACUCCAGAAACCAAGAAUGUAUUCGGCUCGUACUGGACGCAAUACGGACUAUUAGCAGUGAAUAUUCUUUAUACGCUGGAGAUCCUGGCCAAGGCUAUUGUAUACGGACUUUUUUUCGACUGUAACGGUUUUCAGUGGCGGAAACGACUGCCCAGCGGGAUCCAGCAACUUGUCAGCACAAUAUCCCCAGCCAAAUCAUCUGCUUCUAUAAAGAACUCGAAUUCACUCUCACGCGUCAACAGCGUACGCUCGCAUUCCUCGGCGCUCGAAAAAGCACAAAGUCAAACCAAUCCUUCGGUACCAGUCACGAAAGAAACGACUGAAACACCUGUUCCAGAGGCCGACAAUCGACCAGCGCAUGCUCCGUUCUUUAGAUCGUACUACAAUCGUCUGGAUGGAAUCGUCGUAGCCAGCUACUGGAUCGACUUUGCCUUUAUGAUGACAGGAGUCCAGAAUGUCUAUGUAUUCAAAGCAAUCAGUGCUCUGCGACCACUUCGAUUACUUUCCUUGACCGAGGGAACAUCGACCAUUAUUGAUUCCCUCUCGAUCUCGGCACCCUUAUUGCUCACCAUCCUUGGAUUCAUUUUCUUUUUCUUCUUCAUUUUGAGUCUCAUUGGACUUCUUGUCUUCCAAGGAGCAUUGUCGCGCCGAUGCUCCAUCCAGCAGCCGGAUAAUCCAAGCGUUUGGGUACCUGUGUCGCCUGAAGUAAUUUGUGGAGGAUAUUACAGUAACGGCACCAUCAUGGGCAUUGUCAACUAUAUCGGACAAGGCGACGGAGACGAUUCAUCACCUAGGACAACGGCCAUGAUCUGUCCAGAGGGGCAGAUUUGCAUGCAGUUUCCGGACUAUAAUCCGCUGAAUCUGAUCUCGUUCGACAACUUUUUGUUUUCUCUCCUCACGGUCUUUACGGUCAGCUCCAUGGAAGGCUGGACUGAUGUGCAGUACUGGGUCAUGGACGGUGAUUCGAGAUGGGCGGCCAUAUUCUUUUGCGUGGCGAUCUUUCUCAUGAGUUUUCUAAUGAUUCCGCUCUUCAUCGCCGGUAUAACAUACUCAUUUGGAGCGGUUAGGGCGGAGAAGAGGCACUCAGCGUUCUCAAACAAAACUCGGAACACAAGGGUGCUAUUGGAUACAGCAGAGGGAUGGCAGUUUGAAGAUCAGGUGCUCCAAGUUCGCUCUCCAUUCCGGCAAUGGUUGAUCCGGAUCGUCAACGAUCCUUGGUUCCCUAUUGUUGGUGCUUUCUUGGUCUUUCUGGAUCUACUCGCCAUGUGUUUUCGCCGAUACGACAGCUCGCCUUCAGCGUUGAAAAAGAUUGACAAUGUCGAGCUGGUCUUCACAUUGAUUUUUUUGGUUGAGAUUUGUUUGCGCAUUGCUGGUCAUAGUACAUGGGAACAGUUCUGGAGACGGAAAUCCAACAAGUUUGAUUUGUUUUUGGCUGUUACAACAGCCAUUAUCCUUCUGCCUGUAAUUCAUCGCUGGGAAUGGUUCCGAUACCUCACUGCAUUCCAGGUCAUGAGGGCCUACCGCAUCAUACCUGCAAUCCCAGGAGUCCGGGAAUUGAUGGGCGCAGUCGUUGGAAGUGCCACAGGAAUGCUGAAUUUGCUGCUGAUCACAUUCAUGUUCCUGUUGGUCUGUGCUCCGGUCCCAAUGAUGCUCUUUGGCGGCGACAUGGACGGUGACGAUCCGCAACCCAUCAACUUUGACGAUCUCGGCCAAAGCUUUAUCUCUCUGUUCAUUAUCCUGACGGGCGAAAACUGGGUCAACAUUAUGUACGAUGGACUGAACUCGCAUCCUGAGCGAUACAAGCAAGUCUAUGGCGUCAUAUUUUUCGUUAUCUACUACUGUGCUUCUCAUUACGUUCUUUUGAACCUUUUCAUCGCCAUCGUGCUGGAGCAUUUUGACAUGGAUGACGACGAAAAAUACAAAAAGCAGUUGGAAAUCUACUUCGAGACACAUCAGCGAUCAAAAAUUAAAAAGUCUAUGGGCGCUUUCUACUAUCUUAAUCCAUAUGCAUACCUCCCUGCACGACCACAGACUCUCACCGUCAACGGAUUACCCAUGGACCAAACUGUAUCGAUCCGCAAGAACGUGUUCCGACAGUUUUUAGAGGGCGACACAUUACCUAACACAAACGAAAUAAUGGAGACCAAACCCCCGCUGAUUGUCUGGCUUGAGCGGAUGCGCGACUACUGGUUCCCAACGCAGGCGCAGCUGGAGGCAAUGGAUAGUACAAAGCCCUUGUUAAAAGGCGACCAGUCUGAUUCCAAUUAUCCUGUCGCAGGAGUAUCCGGGUUUGGAAAGGCGCAAGAUGAGAUCGAUGCCAACCUGGAGCGCUUGGAUGCCGGGCUUGAAAAGAUCACUUGGGAUAUGAACCAGCAUUCUGAAGAUCCUCAUGCGACCUCGAAGACGCUCUCCCCUGAAGGUUACCGCAAUGCAAAAGGCAGACAGGAGACGCAUGCGGACGAAGAUCAAGCCGGGAUUCAGGAGUUCCUUGAGGCCCAUCCCGUCUACGAUCGGUCUCUCUUUCUCCUGCCAAGCAACAACCGGUUCAGGCAGUGGUGCCGCCGUCUUGUGGGUCCAAGGAUUGACCGCCAGUUGUCAACCAUGAACCGAUUCAACUGGUUUAUCUUUACAUGUAUCCUGUUGAGCAUUGCUGUCAUUAUCGCCGACGACCCGGUGGAUAGACGAAGGGCCAUGGUCUCAGGAAACACUAAAAGACAGGACAUUCUUGGCGACAUUGACUAUGUCACAACUAUCAUUUUCGUUGUGGAGCAGGGUCUCAGGAUCCUCGCGGAUGGCUUCGUUUUCACACCAACAGGAUAUGUACGGAACUCUUGGAACUUUAUGGACCUUUUUAUUGUCGUUAUGAGUUGCGUGAUGACAUUUACGCAAAUCGACCACCUUUACAGCGUCUCACGAGCCGUCCGAGCACUAUCCUGCCUUCGAGUGCUGCGUAUUAUCCGUUAUUUCGAGGGUGUAUCUGCCAUGUUCAGGGCGAUUGGGAAAGCAUUGCCGAGGAUGGUCGUCGCACUUGUUCUGACGGCGCUAUUAUUUUGGCCCUUCGCGAUCUACGGCGUCAACGUCUACGCCGGAUACUUCUACCUGUGCAACGACCCAACCAUCACGAACAAAGGCGACUGUGUGGGCGAAUUCAUGAAUCCACCCAGCGGGGACGACAAUGGUGAUAUCUUGAUUCCGCGAGUUUGGAGUAAUCCUUACGACUACAGUUUCGAUACUAUCCAGGCCGCAGUGCUGGUGCUCUUUGAGAUGGCCUCACAGGAAGGAUGGGUUUUAGUCUUGCAGUCCGGUCGCGCGGUUCCCGAUUAUCUAGGAGAACAACCGUACAUCCAGCCGGACGAACCCAACCGUUUCAACUCAUUCUACUUUUUGGUCUUCAUGCUGGUCGGCUCGAUCAUCUUUGUGCAAGUCUUUAUCGGUGUUAUCUUGGAGACGUUCAAGACAUGGAACGGAAUCUCGCUCUUGACUGUGGAACAACGUCGCUGGAUCGAUCUCCGGCGGCAGCUUCGGUUGAUCAAGCCGACUGCCACCCCUGCAAGGCCCCAGAAUCGUAUCAGAGCCUUUUGCUACGACCUAGUGAUUGAGAAGAAGGGUAUUCUCUGGCGGAUCAUGACUGUAAUUCUGGUGCUAAACGUAUGCCUGAUAGCCUCGCAGCACUAUGGCCAACCGCAGCUACUGACCGACAUUCAGGAUAUAUCGUACUUCAUCUUCCUGGGCCUUUAUUCAAUGGAAAUCAUGAUCAAAAUUACUGGGUACGGGUUCCACAAAUGGCGGUUGUCGCGCUGGAACCUCUACGACCUUGCCAUUACUACCUUGGCAUUGAUCACACUUAUUCCACGCUUCAUCGGACACGAGCUGUGGACCUUGAGGCUGGAAAAGUUCCUGCUGAUCACCAUAUCGUUUCGAUUGGCGCAAAGAAUCGAUUCUCUUCAAGUCCUUUUCCGGGCAUUGGUGAUUGCAUUGGGAUCUAUCCUCAAUAUCACGGCAGUAUUCAUGGUAGUUUUUACCGUGUAUGCUAUCAUGUUCCGCGAGCUCUUUGGUAUGACGCGUCUCGGCCCCUCGACUACGGGACUUGCCAAUUUUGGCUCGUUCGGGAACACGAUGCUGAUGCUGAUCCGCAUGACUACUGGAGAAAACUGGGACUUUGUUAUGCACGACAUGAUGGUGGAACCGCCCAAUUGUACCCCGAGUAGGACAUCAUAUCUGGACGGUGACUGUGGAUCACAGCCAUGGGCGUAUUUUAUGUUCCUAUCGUUUUACAUUGUUUGCACAUACAUCCUGCUCAACAUGUUUAUCGCCGUCAUUAUCAGCAACUUUUCCUUUGCAUAUCAGCAGGAUUCGCUGACGACCUUGAUUACACGAGAGGAUUUGAGGAACUUCAAAAUGACGUGGGCCAAGUUUGAUCCAAGGGGCACUGGCUACAUUGAUCCCAAGCACCUUUCAAAAUUGCUGCGAUCACUAGAAGGACGAUUUUGCACAAGAGUGUACAAGCAACCAGAGUUCAGUACACCCAACCUUGUCAAGGCAUACUCUUUUUCCUCCAGCCCUUCAGAACAACGUUCCUCAUCAGGCAACGGGGGUCCAAAUCAUCUGCACGCGCCUCCUUCGCCGUCAGCUCAAAACGGAUCCACGUCGCAUCGGUCUGUACUCGGUCUGGGGUCCAAUCGCCGAAUGAAUCGAUUAUCCAUUAGUCCAAGUCUGUCUGCUGCCAAAAGCCCUCAGGGCGCUGGACCUUCUCCAAAGACUGUCCCGAUUACCAUAUCCGAGUCCGAAACUAGCGCAUCAGGUGAAAAGCAGAACAAGCUGGAUGCCCAUCUGGACCUCCAGGGACUUCAGCAGACACUGUCCAGGAUUGACACCAUGGACGUGUACCAUCGUCGAAAGAUCUACAACCUUGUUUACAAGGAAGCGUUGGCGACCUGUACUAGCCGUGGGGUUUCAUUUUACAGCACUUUGGAUAUCCUUUCGUUCACUCUGGUGGAUAUUGAGCAGGCACUUGGCAUGGAGGAGUUUCUGACGCGAAAUGAGCGUGUCAAGGAGGUCAAGGCCGCUGUCGCUCGCGAGACGAUUCAUAACCUGCUCCUCACCAUCGUGGCCCGGCGCAAUUUUUUGAAGCAACGUCGGGCCAAGCAAAACUCGCGGCUGCGCCCAGAGGUGCCUCGGAUCGUCAUCGACACCUCGGUCGGAAACGAACGCCAUUUCCGUCAGGACACUUCACCCAUGCUGAGCUCCUCUCCGAGCGGUCGAUCCUCAUUCAUCCCUUCGCCCAUUCUAGACUUUUCAAAGGGCCAUUCCAGUUUUCCUUCAGAUGAUGAUCUAUCCCCUGUUGGAGUAUAUUCCACUAAUACGAUGCUCUCGAUCGGCUCUAACGAGUCGAAUGGAUGGGAAUCGUACGAGAGGGACUCUUACAAUCGCACGUCUGCACAAUCGGAUAUUUCGGACUACGCGAUGGAUCCGCGGAUGGGAUCCCCAACAUCGGGUUUCGUUUUCGAAGGAUCGACCUGGUUUAACAUGUUGCAGGAUCAGAUAAGAGAGCAAGAUGAAGCCCUGGCAAACCACAACAGCCAUCUCGACUCUCGACGGCACUCUACACAAGGCAAAUGA